Messenger RNA from Hemibagrus wyckioides, 2246 nucleotides. RefSeq names its product tubulin tyrosine ligase-like family, member 1 (gene ttll1). The transcript has 10 exons. The record is from RefSeq and is a predicted model, not a curated record. The coding region runs from base 336 to 1607 and encodes 423 amino acids. Gene Ontology annotation, cellular component: cilium. Gene Ontology annotation, molecular function: tubulin binding; tubulin-glutamic acid ligase activity. Lineage: Eukaryota; Metazoa; Chordata; Actinopteri; Siluriformes; Bagridae. Gene Ontology annotation, biological process: protein polyglutamylation; microtubule cytoskeleton organization.
UCCGGAAUACACAUAUGCUAGGUUCGUUGCCAUGGACAUCCUCCUCCUAGGAAGCACCUGUGUUGUGUUGUUAUUUUACUGCACACAUAGAGAAAGAUGCAUUUAGAAAAAGUGAAAAAGAAUUGAGAAUUUUUCCUGUUUAAGAAAACAAUAACAGGGGCCGACAUUUUAAAUACAGAUGUUUUGAGGCUCAUUCCGUGUACUGCAGCUGGCUAGUGAGUUAGCUAGGAUGCUUUAAGGGCCUUGGACGGACUGGUACUUGAUGGGUGGAGGCACGCGCACUCUCUGCCCCCUGCAAUGAGGAGAAGGUCUUGUCCAUCCCUACAGAAGGCGUGAUGGCUGGUAAGGUGAAGUGGGUGACUGACAUAGAGAAAUCUGUGCUCGUCAACAACUUUGAGAAGAGAGGAUGGGUCCAAGUCACCGACAACGAAGACUGGAACUUUUACUGGAUGAGCAUCCAGACUAUUCGCAACGUGUUCAGUGUAGACACGGGUUACCGCCUGUCUGAUGAUCAGAUGGUUAACCACUUCCCAAACCACUAUGAGCUGACAAGAAAGGAUCUAAUGAUUAAGAACAUUAAGCGCUACAGGAAGGAGUUGGAGAAGGAGAGCAGCCCUCUUGCAGAGAAAGAUGAAAAUGGGAAAUAUCUUUAUCUGGAUUUCGUGCCAGUGACGUUCAUGCUCCCAGCGGACUACAAUCUUUUUGUGGAAGAAUUCCGUAAGAGUCCAUCCAGCACAUGGAUUAUGAAGCCUUGUGGGAAAGCUCAGGGGAAAGGCAUCUUCCUUAUCAACAAACUCUCACAGAUCAAGAAGUGGUCAAGGGAUAGCCGCACCUCCACGUUCAUGGCAGCUAACAGUGGCAAGGAGGCGUAUGUGAUCUCACUGUAUAUCGAUAAUCCCUUAUUGAUUGGUGGGAAAAAGUUUGAUUUGCGUCUGUAUGUUUUGGUCACAACCUACCGGCCUCUGAAGUGCUACAUGUAUAAGCUUGGUUUUUGUCGGUUUUGCACUGUUAAGUACACCCCCAGUACUAGUGAACUGGACAACAUGUUUGUGCAUCUGACAAACGUGGCAAUCCAGAAACAUGGGGAUGACUAUAACCCUGUCCACGGAGGUAAAUGGACAGUCAAUAACUUGCGCCUGUAUCUAGAAAGCACCAGAGGAAAGGAAGUCACUAACCAUCUCUUUGACCAGAUCCACUGGAUUGUGGUACAGUCCCUCAAAGCUGUGGCUCCUGUUAUGAUCAACGACAAACACUGCUUUGAGUGCUACGGCUAUGACAUCAUUAUUGAUGACAAGCUGAAGCCAUGGCUUAUUGAGGUAAAUGCCUCUCCUUCACUCACGUCCAGCACUGCAAAUGACCGCAUUCUAAAAUACAAUCUCAUCAAUGACACACUCAACAUUGUUGCCCCGAAUGGUGAGAUCCCAGACUGCCGAUGGAACCGCAGCCCGCCUAAAGAGGUUCUUGGCAAUUACCAAGUCCUUUAUGACGAGGAACAGGCCAUGAGUGAGAAUACAGAACGUGACCUCCGGAGUCGCUCGGGUCAGUCCCUCGGGUCAAAGAGCACAAAAUCUGCCAGUGUGCGUCCAGUCACAGCCACCUGGAAGUGAGAUCACAAUCAUGACUACACAGGUGACUUUUAGGUCAUCCCUAUGAAGCAGAAAUGGACUGUGGGAACAUGGAAGCUUUAAAUAAGAAAUAUGAGAGAAUUUACCUGCACAUUCCUGCAUGAUGUUAAGACUUUAAGUAAAGGCCAAGAGAGACAGAACAGUCCCUUUUGUUGCAUGAGAAAUUUUAGGAUUUUUUGACAAUUUCCACAAACAAAAAGAAAGUGAGGAGGAAAAAUCAACUGAACAAGGAUUAAGUGAUAAAACGCAGGAAGAAUCAGAAAAAAUUGCCUUUACUUGAAGGCACUCACACUUUCACAUAAAACUAGUUAAACUGUCAUGGAACCAGUUGUUUUUGGUAUUUUGUAUGAAAUGUCACUUAGUCACUUUUUUUAUGUCACUUAUUUAAUGGUUAUGCAAUGUAAUUCAGAAAUAUAUACUGAUAUUUAAGAAAACACUUCACUAUGAUGUCUUCUUAGUACGAAGACCGUAGAGAAAGUUUGCAAAACAUGACGUAAAAUCUGACCACAUUUGUUACAUCUGGCCAGUAAUGCAACAUCCUUUAAAAAUAAAGUACUUAAACGGAAAAGGGUUUUGAGAUGGUGCUGGAGGAUAUUGAAUAAACUGUACUAAAUCACUCUA